This is a messenger RNA of Gongylonema pulchrum, 894 nucleotides long. NCBI's taxonomy places the organism in Eukaryota, Metazoa, Nematoda, Chromadorea, Rhabditida, Gongylonematidae. The record is from the annotation of a GenBank genome assembly.
AUGGAGCUGUUGGCUGAGCAUGAUUUACCGAUAACUGGUCUUGACUGGGCUCCGAAAACCAACCGUAUUGUUUCGUGUGCUCAGGAUAAGAAUGCAUUUGUUUGGACAUUCGACGGCUCUCACUGGAAGCCAGAACUUGUCAUUUUGCGGAUGCAUCGAGCGGCAACAUGCAUAAAAUGGUCUCCAUAUGGUUUGUCACUUAGCUCGAAAUACUGCGUUCUUGUGGAGCAAUUCUGCUCAUUGCACUACGAGGAGUACUUCGUCUGUUGGGCUCGUGUUUUUUCUGCAUACGUAAAAGAAGUGGACGAGAAGCCGUCGCCAAAUCCGUGGGGUUCGAAGAUGCCAUUUGGUGCUUUGAUGUGUGAGGUGAAAUGUCCGGCUUGGGUUCAUCACGUUGCAUUUUCACCAUCCGGCUGUCGUAUGGCGUACGUUUCGCAUGAUUCAACAAUUGCUGUCAUCGACACAAAUCGAUCACUAAACGAUGCAGUGGUUUUGCAUACAAUUUAUCUUCCGUUCACUUCUGUUCGAUGGGAUCAGCUGAAGUUUGUAACAAAACUUGAUGUUCCAUCCGAGCAUAAAUCAUCGAAUAUUAACUCGGCCAUGCAAAAAUUCCGGAACAUUGAUCGCAAUGCGGCCGGUGAAGCUGUCGAUGUCCGAUUGAGGACACUGCAUCAGAAUGCCAUAACGUCAGCACUUUUCUAUUUUUAUGAUAAAGAGCCACAUGGGGAAAUCCUGCCACACAGUGGUCGUUAUGAUAAUGUGCAGAAGUUCAGUACUUGUGCAAUCGAUGGAGUGGUCGCUUUAUGGGACCUCAGAAGUGCUGUUGGUCUGAUUCAAUGCCGGGAUGGACAGGACCAUCCAUACAGUUUGUGUGGGGAUCUCCCGUUCGUGUAG